GGGCAGCUUCUGGGCCGCGGCCGCAUCGUCCAGCAGUUGCUCAUCAUGUACCUGGCAGACCGACCGCCGGACGUCUUCCCGCGUGCUGUAAAGACUCACGGCAUUGGGGUCGUAAAUCCUGACCCGAAUAUGCUGCGAGCACAGCUGCCGGCGCGGGCGUCCGACCUGGCUGGCGCUAUCACGGUUGUGUGUGUCGACCAGGUUCGCAACCGGGCGGAGCUGCUGGAACGUGUGCGAAAGGCGCCAGGUCUACAGGUGCGAGGACAGGUCAUCGUCGCCUGGGUCCGGUUCUUGCAGCACAACGAUGAGGAGGAGCUGGCUGUUGAUGAGGAUGCUCUGCAGGAGUACGAACGCAUGGGCUGUGCUGCAGGUGUGCGGCAGUUCCAGGACGUGGUGGAAGCGGCUGUACGUGAUGGCAAUCUUGCCGAUGCAACUGCGGUACCUGACAUGGAUCCUGUAAGACCGGUGCAGCCAACACUGGCGGAUCCGACCCCGAAUGCAGGACCGGUGCAGCCAACGCUGGCGGAUCCGACCCCGAAUGCAGUGCAGGGCAAGACCCUGGACCGGGGCCAUUCACCGCCAUCCUGCGUGGACCUGUCGACCAGCCAGUUGAAGGUGCACCAGUACUACGCGUUUGUCCUGGGUACUUUCAAAGCUCACCGGGGUCAGCCCAUCCCCCCCGGGCUGACUGUAAAGGAAGCCUACGACACCUGGUGGGCAGAGCUGGGCACUACCGAGGCAGGUCGCUCGUACCAGGCAUACGUAUCGGUGCUGCUGGACAACAUCGAAGAGGACCACGCUGGGAAAGCCCGCCGUCAGGCGGAGUACAACCAACGGCGCCGCCAGCAGCGUGCAGCAGCGGCAGCAGCCGCGCUGCCUGAAGGUGACAGCACGAGCGCUUCGGAUGGAGAUACCGAUGACGGCAUCCGCGGGCAUCUCAGGCCUGAUCCUGAAACACAGCCGCCCGCCGAGGACCAGCUGGAGCACUUCGUGUACAUCCCAGGUCAGGAGUAUCCGACGGCUGGCACCGACCUCGCCGCCGUCGCUCUUACGGACCUGUUUGACUGCACCAACGCUGCUGGCGUGUAUGCCUAUAAUGCAGCACGGCGCUGCCGGGCCCCGGCCCUAGCGGAUGGCCAUGGUGCAGGCAGCGAUCGUUUCAGCCGUCGGAUCACACCAGCGGACCUGCCCCUCCUGACUGAAGCAACCAAGCGUCUGAAGCGGUAUCUCGUUGCCGCAGCAGCCGGCACUGUUGAGGCAGAUGGGGGCGCCCACACGGGACUGACGGCCACACCUGAGAUGGACACCCCUCGUGUCGAGCUGCACCGCCCCACCAGCGGACCCCUGGUCGCCAUCGUGCGCAUGCCUGGCACUCCUGAGCGGACUGAACAGGCUCGCAUGCCCAUCUAUGUGCACCUCCCCCAGCCGCCCAGCAUCGACGACACCAUCGAGCUGUUCACGCUUGCCCCCCACCAGGCCGUGCCCUUUAUGCUCAUGGCUCGGUACUUCGAUCAUCGCGAUGAGCCCAACCCUGGCGACCCGCCGCAGAUGCUUGUGGAGGGCAAGCCCGGUACCGGAAAGAGCCAGUUCGUACAAGCGCUCCUGUGGUACACCUUCCAGCAUGGCUGUCCGCACUGGGCGGCCACCUGCGCCUACUCAUGGGCUGCUGCAACUGCCUUCAGCACGCCGGUGCAUCGCAGCCUCUCUACCCACGCCAUGUUCGCCCUAUCUGCUGGCAGCAACCGAGCGGACAGCGUCAGGAAAGGCAGCGCAGCCAGCCUACAGGUGCAUCGGAAUGUCGGUGAUGGUGCACUCAUCAUUGACGAGAUCGGCAUGAACAGCCUGGACCACCUGGGUGCGUGCAACCAGUCCUGCACUCGUCACCUGUUGCCGCCACCGCAUCUCGCCGGCGACCACCCCGCCGCCACCAUCUUCAGCGGCCGUCCCAGCGCCAACACGGGCGACGAGUUCCAGCACCCGAAGCCAGGUGGCCCGCCCCUCUACAAGUACGCCGCUGCUGUGGAAUGCAACCCUCAGUUCUCGCCCUCUGUCCCAACCGUGCAACCUCUGCACGGAGACGAGGACAACGAUGGCGACCCUAAUGAGGCCGCCGCUGGAUCUCAAGGCAGUCAGCAGCAACCCGAAGCAGCAGCACGCCGGCCCCGGGCCGUCCCACAGACGCAGAGCUGCAUACUUGAGGGCUUCCGGGUUUACCGAUCCCUGGCUAAGACGGUCUUCUUGCUGGAGAAGCAGCAGCGCCAGGACAGCAGCCCCUCUGGUCGUCGCCUGACAGAGUAUGCCUCUAUGUUUGGCGGUGAGCCAGCCACCGAGCAGCGCAUAGCCGAGAUGGUCGACGACCUUAACAGCCGCGCCAUCGUCGACUUGGCCGACCUGGCACACCUCGAGCCGCGCGUCGUGCUGCAGAGGAACGAACCACGCCACACACUCAAUACCCGGCUCAUCAUGCUGGAGGCACAGCGCAAGAAGCAGCGCCUUGUGGUGUGGAAUGCGGACCACGUCCCUGUCCAGAAGCGCGGUGCUGCUGCGGAACCGGCCCUGACACACGUGGAGAAAGCAGUUGCGAUGCGGAUCAAGGAUCACGAGUUUGGCCACACCACCGCCGACACGUGGUACUACCAUGGCGCCCGAUACAUCCUCCUUGAUACGACUGCUGCCGAUGCCGGAGCGAGCCACAACAAUGAGGUGGAAGCCUGCGGCCUGCUUGAGGAUGGCCGCGAGCCAGCCGAUGAUGGCCGUGGCCCCUACCGCCGGCUCAAGUACCUUCCAGCGGCUGUCAUUGUGCGGCCUAUAAGCGGCCACAUCCCCGGCACCGUGCUGCAGGGCCUUGGAGACUACGCCAGCAGGGGUGGUGCCUUCAUCCUGUCACCCCGGGCGUCUUGCAUUGCCGAGGUCGACAUGCCUGCCGCCGGGUACGGCACCAUCACAAAGCAGAUCCGGCGCCUCAACGUACCGCUCGGCGACCGCCAGGCGGUCACCGAUUACUUCGUGCAAGGCCGCAGCUUCAAAGACGAGUGCUGGCUGGUGGAUCUCGCUGUCCCACCCAACGGCAUCAAGCGCGCCACCCUGUAUGUGCUGCUGACCCGCUUCAAGACGCUGGACCACGUCCGUCUGCUCCGGCCGCUCUACACUACACCGCACGAGCGCAAGAGGAUAAUCAAGCAGUUCCUCAGCGCGACUAACCUCGAGCCGGACCUGGCCGCCAACCUGCGCCUGCUGAAGCAGGCAGCGCGCGAGACCGAGCAACGAUAUACGGCCGAGUUCCAGCAUGCACGACAGCUGGAAGCGCGUUGGGCCCCCUCGGCCCAGAGCUAG
Volvox carteri f. nagariensis is the source of this 3333-nucleotide messenger RNA. RefSeq lists its product as uncharacterized. The record is from RefSeq and is a predicted model, not a curated record. The annotation marks the transcript as partial. Lineage: Eukaryota; Viridiplantae; Chlorophyta; Chlorophyceae; Chlamydomonadales; Volvocaceae. The transcript has 5 exons.